GGCAUAAUCUAGGGCGCAACUGUUUUUGCUCGACUGCGGAGCUGAAAAUACUAGGAACACGAAACAAUCGUUUUCCCUAAAAAUCCUUGAAUGUGUUUGCAUUGCUCACCGUUAUUUUGCUUCUAUUCUUCCCUCUAUCUUUCGUAGUAUUGCAAUUCUGGAACGGAAUUUUCCAUCUGAUUGGCACGAAUUGCGCAAAACAACCGCGAACCAGGCAAAAUGAGUGAUAGAAAGCUUCGCCGCAGCAAUUCCAUUGGCCGAUCCCUGCUGAAACUGCAGGGCUUCGAUUUUGCACAGGAUUUCGACAAAGGGGCCAGCGCGAAAGAGGAGCACCGAUGGCUGUUCGAAAUAGCCUGGGAAGUGGCUAACAAGGUGGGCGGCAUAUACACCGUAAUCCGUUCGAAAGCACAAGUGACCGUGGAUGAAAUGGGAGAGCAGUAUUUACUGAUGGGUCCGUACAAUGAGCACUGCGUCCGCACGGAAGUGGAAGUCAUGGAGCCAGAUCAACCGGAUAAAAAGACUAUAGAGAGCAUGCGAAGCCAGGGCAUCGGGGUUACUUAUGGGCGCUGGCUGAUUGAUGGAUAUCCACGCGUGGUGCUGUUCCAAAUCGGGAGUGCUGCUUGGAAGCUGGAUGAGUGGAAAAAAGAAUUAUUUGAAAAGGGUGGAAUCGGAAUUCCUUGGUUAGAUAAGGAAUGCAAUGAUUGCCUAAUCUUUGGCUUUCUGGUUGCUUGGUUCAUUGGCGAAUUUCGAGUCAACUGCAGAGAGCGACCGUAUAUUGCUUGCCAGUUUCACGAAUGGAUGGCCGGUGUUGGAUUAAUUCUUUGCCGUACUCGUGCCAUCGAUGUGGCGACGAUUUUCACAACUCACGCUACCCUCCUGGGACGAUUUUUAUGUGCCGGUGCUGUGGAUUUUUAUAAUAACUUAGACAAGUUCAACAUCGACAAGGAAGCAGGUGAUCGCGGGAUUUAUCACCGCUACUGUAUGGAGAGAGCCGCGGCAAACUUUGCUCAUGUCUUCACUACCGUAUCACAAAUUACUGCGGAUGAAUCUAUCCAUUUGCUCAAAAGAAAUCCUGAUGUCAUCACACCAAAUGGGCUGAAUGUUAAGAAGUACACUGCGAUCCAUGAAUUUCAAAAUUUGCAUGCCAAAUCGAAGGAAAAGAUUAACGAUUUUGUGCGCGGGCAUUUUUACGGGCACUUCGACUUUGAUUUGGACAAAACUGUCUACUUUUUUACGGCUGGACGCUACGAAUUUAGCAACAAAGGAUGCGACAUGUUCAUCGAAUCUUUGGCUCGCUUGAACCAUUGGUUGAAAGCUUGCGGAUCGGAAACGACGGUUAUUGCUUUUAUUAUUAUGCCGGCAAAGACUAAUAAUUUCAACGUCGAUUCACUGCGUGGUCAAGCUGUCGUAAAGCAGCUUCGUGAUACCGUCAAGGAUAUUCAAGAAGCCAUCGGUAAAAGGGUUUUCGAUAUAUCUUUGCGAGGACAUUUACCGAAAUCGGAAGAGCUGAUGAACGAAGACGAGAUGGUGCGGCUUAAGCGCUGUAUGUACGGUGCGCAGCGGUACAGUUUGCCUCCAAUCUGCACCCAUAACAUGGUGGAAGACCAUUUGGAUCCGGUUCUGAAUGCUCUGCGACGCUGCAAUAUGUUUAACAUGCGUUCGGAUCGCGUGAAGGUAAUUUUCCAUCCGGAGUUUUUAUCUUCAACUAGUCCUUUGAUUCCUAUGGAUUAUGAUGAUUUUGUUCGCGGGUGUCAUCUUGGUGUCUUCCCGUCAUACUACGAGCCAUGGGGUUAUACACCUGCCGAAUGCACCGUAAUGGGAAUCCCUAGUAUUACAACCAACCUGUCCGGCUUCGGUUGCUUCAUGGAGGAUCACAUAAUAGACCCACAGUCGUAUGGAAUCUAUAUUGUGGAUCGUCGUUUUAAGAGUCCAGAUGAGUCGGUCAACCAACUCGCGCAGUGUAUGUUUGAUUUCACUCGGCAGACCCGGCGUCAGCGAAUUAUCCAGCGCAACCGCACUGAACGACUAAGCGAUUUGUUCGACUGGAAAAAUUUGGGAAUGUACUACAUCAAAGCACGAAAUCUUGCAUUGUCGAGAGCUUUCCCGGACGAGUUCCCUACCGGUGAUGAGUCCAAGAGUCGUCCAAUCUCGCGACCGAUGUCGGCGGCGUCUUCUCCCGUUGGUUCUCGUUCAUCCACUCCGGUGCCGCAGGCAACUGAGUUAGCGGAAGCGGAUGGGACUUCAUCGUCGGAUGAGGAUGACGGACGCCGACAUGAGUAAAUAAAACGAGCUAAGACAGAUUUACCAAGAUCAUGUUUACCAAGUGUUGCAUGUUUAAUUUCUGUUAAGGGUUUAUUUAUUUUGGUUUUUAGCUUUUAGUUGUAUAAUUCUCAUGUAGAGGUUUACUGCAGUGUGCCACGCGCUUACAUUGGGUUUCAAUUUCGCUUUUGGGUGAUGGUGCAAUUGGUGAUGCUGAAUUAUUGCUGAUUAGAGAUUCAACUAGUUUGCAGCCUUGACGGCUUUUCUUUCAACAGAGGUGCUCCAAAUUACCUGGAUUGAUUUUGUGUACUGCUAACAGGCGGUACACUAAGUACUAUGCAAGUAAUAUAUUUCUGGCAAUGUCAGCUUUCGAAGUUGUUGUGA
This is a messenger RNA of Paramacrobiotus metropolitanus, 2643 nucleotides long. RefSeq names its product glycogen [starch] synthase, muscle-like. Lineage: Eukaryota; Metazoa; Tardigrada; Eutardigrada; Parachela; Macrobiotidae. Gene Ontology annotation, biological process: glycogen biosynthetic process. Gene Ontology annotation, molecular function: alpha-1,4-glucan glucosyltransferase (UDP-glucose donor) activity. The record is from RefSeq and is a predicted model, not a curated record. Gene Ontology annotation, cellular component: cytoplasm.